AUGAGUGUGGAUAGAAAUACACAAUGUGCAAGUUCUGUCGCCUCGGACGAGGGACAGGCUUGUAACAGCAGCGGGGCCGAUGCAGGCUCCUCAUCUUCGGAGGAUGAGGCUGGCUUUGCUUCUCCACCACCUAACAAGCGUCGUCGUAGGUAUGUACAAAAUCCUUAUGCCGAUCCACGCGUCGAUGUAUUGAUGGAUCAAUGCCAAGAGGAGAGCCUAGAGGGAGCUCACAUACUGUUGCAGACCGACAACCGUACUCUCGUUGCAUACAUAAGGAACGAGGGGGGCACAAGAUCACUAGCCCUAUUAGAACUGACAGGCAGGGUUCUAGAGUUAACCGAGCAGCUCAAUAUAACGCUGUCGGCCUGCUACCUCCCAGGGAGGCUAAACGGAAUAGCAGAUCGUCUCUCGAGGGGUCGCCCAGUCCCAGAGUGGCACCUACUUUCACAGGCCACGGAAGCCAUAUUCAAAGAGUGGGGGGUCCCAGAUAUAGACCUGUUCGCGUCAAAAGAGACCGCCGUCGUGCGAAGCUACGCCACAUUGGAUUCAACAGAUGGGUGCGCAACUUUCUGCGACGCAUUCAGCCUUCAGUGGGAUUACCAGAUGGCCUGGGUGUUUCCCCCCCCAAACCUCAUCCCACGAGUAUUGGCCCAUCUGAACAAGGCGAGGGGAACAUAUGUUCUAAUAGCACCUCAUUGGACUCGGUGCUUUUGGCAUCCAGACCUACAGGCGAGGGCUCUCGGAGAGCCAAUAAUAAUCAAGGAUCUGCGGAAGACCUUGAUAGAUCAGACUACAGGCAGAGUGCCGGAACAGAUAGACAAGUUGUCUCUUCUAGCCUGGAAGGUUGGGGGUGGGCAGACAAAGUACUCUGUCCAUGGUAUAAAGCUGCUUACUAAUGAAGACCAGGCCCUUCUACAUAGCUUGGAGGCUGAUCUAGAUCUGGACGUCUGGCAGCAUGGGUCUCCAGGACUCCGUGACGCCAUGGUGAUGGUGUCACCACAGAACAGACUCCAAUUUUUUGAUGAGCUGGAUAAAAAUGGUGUUACACAUUACAUACAUUUAUCGGAUGUCACCACGGCUUUUGAGGAGUACGACAGUGAGCUUAUUCAAUGGAAACUGUCAAGAAGAAACAAAAUGGUCCCCUUUGAUGAUUUUCCGAGAUACGCUGAGGUUGACGAGUAUAUCGAAAGAGUAGCGAGAGAAUAUCCCGACAUUGUAACUCUAGUUACCGCCGGGCCCAGCUAUGAAGGACGACCCAUCAAAUAUUUGAAGAUAUCAACAUCAAACUUCAACGAUACUAGCAAACCUGUAUACUACCUGGAUGCGAUGAUCCAUGCUAGAGAAUGGGUGACCACACCAGUGGCUCUAUACACCAUACAUCGCUUGGUAGAAGACCUCAGAGAGGAAGACAGGGAUCUGCUAGAAGACAUCGACUGGAUAGUAAUGCCUAUUGUGAAUCCGGACGGCUAUGAGUACACACAUACAGAUCAGCGUCUGUGGCGCCGCACAAGAUCUUUUAGACCAGAAGUCAGCUCCACCUGCUACGGAAUCGAUGCCAACCGGAAUUUCGAUGUUAAUCACAACACUAUUGGCAUAUCAUCUAAUCCCUGCUCAGACAUAUACCCCGGCGUGGAACCUUUCUCAGAAGUAGAGACGGGCUACGUUCGGGACAUAUUACACGACAAUCUCGAUCGUCUACAACUGUACAUGAAUAUCCAUAGUUUUGGCAACUGGGUUCUGUAUGGAUUCGGUGAUGCGAGUCUGCCGAGUAACGUGGCACAGAUACACCAUGUCGGGGCCGCGAUGGGAGCCGCUAUGGACGCGAAAAAGUUACCCCAAGCCCCGUACUAUUUAGUCGGCAACAGCAAUUUCCUGCUGUAUGGAACGUCCGGUAGCGCUCAAGAUUAUGGCCAGAAAAUCGGGGUGCCGUUCUCGUACACUUUGGAGUUGCCAGGGUACGGGUUUGACUUCCGCGUGCCGCCGCAAUUUAUCGGGCAGAUCAACGAGGAGACUUGGAGCGGAAUCGCCGCGUCCGCCCGCCUCGCCAGACAAUACUAUAGAGCGCGAACCAACUAAAUAAUAUACUGUUUCAUUGU
This is a messenger RNA of Aricia agestis (brown argus), 2096 nucleotides long. Its product is annotated as carboxypeptidase B-like. Gene Ontology annotation, molecular function: metallocarboxypeptidase activity; zinc ion binding. Gene Ontology annotation, biological process: proteolysis. The record is from RefSeq and is a predicted model, not a curated record. Lineage: Eukaryota; Metazoa; Arthropoda; Insecta; Lepidoptera; Lycaenidae. The transcript has 8 exons. Bases 1 to 2076 code for a protein of 691 amino acids.